CACGUCGUAGUCCGACACAUGCGCACAUCUUAUUUUGAUCACGUGGCUCUGUCACAUGACGAACGGCAAACAAGUCAAGGAAAUGUAGCUGGACCAAAUGUCACAUUUCAGAGCCUCAAAAAAUCAACAAUGCAUCGUUUUUAUAGCGCAAUGCAUACUUUGUUAAAGCUGUGGAUGGUCUGCGUGUCCCUUUACAUAAACCAUGGACUGGCCGGUAAAAUGAAGAUAGUCGAAGAGCCAAACACAUUUGGGUUGAACAAUCCUUUUCUGGCUCAGGGAAGCAGACUACAGCCUAAAGUGACUCCAUUUCCAGUGUCUGGCCCUGCUCAUCUGCAUCGGCUUGCUGGAAAGUGCUUCAGUUUCACAGAGUCAACGUAUAAAUAUGAAUUCUGUCCAUUUCACAACAUCACCCAACACGAGCAGUCAUUCAGGUGGAAUGCGUACAGUGGGAUACUGGGGAUCUGGCAGGAGUGGGAAAUCGUAAACAACACUUUCACAGGCAUGUGGAUGAGAGACGGGGAUACUUGUGGAACCAGAAACAGGGAAACAAAGGUAAUCCUGGUCUGCAGUGCAAGCAGCAAGCUUGCUCAAGUCUCAGAGCCCAGUACUUGUGUGUACUCUCUAACCUUUGAGACUCCACUUGUCUGCCAUCCACAUUCCCUUUUAGUGUACCCGACACUAAGUGAGGCGCUGCAGAGGGAGUGGGAUGAAGCUGAGCAGGCUCGCUAUGAAGGUCUUAUCACUGAGCAGGGAUACAAUAAUAUCCUGAAGGAUAUUUUUGAGGAUGCUGGUUUUCUGAAGAGCCAAAAAGUGAAGAUAAAGCCACCAGAAGCUGCCGCAGCCACUUCAGAAACACACAACUCUUUACAGAAGUGUACAGAGGAUUUCCAAAAACAGAGAGAAGAGAUUGAGAGACUGCAAGCUCUCCUCACUCAACACAAUAUUCCUUUUGAUUCAAAGCAAAAUGAAGCAAAAAGCACAGUGAGUGUGACGGUAAAGGAUCAACACCUGAGGGGAGACACCGGCCUUAUUGAUCUGCCGUGAGUCAACCAGAGCAAGUCACCUUCUUCUUCGCUCCAUUUUCUGUGGAUCGAGUAGAUUUGAAGAUUUUGUUGGUCAAUGCAAGUGACACAGACACUCACUGGACAGUAUUGCCAUCAGUAAAGGUUCUUUGAAAUAAGCGACACUGAGAACUUAUUUGUGGAUUACAAAACUCUCAGACUUGUGCAGAACUUUUUUUUUUUUUUUAAUCGAGGAGUUUUGACACUCAGCCGGCUCUCUCCAGGACUUUUUCCAUCAGAGAGGAUCAUCGUAAUGAAUCAAAUUCUGUACAGAGGCAACAUACUGAGAAAUAAAACACAGUUUUUAAAAGAAAA
Larimichthys crocea (large yellow croaker) is the source of this 1376-nucleotide messenger RNA. It is a transcript of the gene gnptg, whose product is annotated as N-acetylglucosamine-1-phosphate transferase subunit gamma. The transcript has 11 exons. Lineage: Eukaryota; Metazoa; Chordata; Actinopteri; Sciaenidae. Gene Ontology annotation, cellular component: Golgi apparatus. Bases 19 to 1044 code for a protein of 341 amino acids. The record is from RefSeq and is a predicted model, not a curated record.